Perognathus longimembris pacificus (Pacific pocket mouse) is the source of this 1948-nucleotide messenger RNA. It is a transcript of the gene Fam178b, whose product is annotated as family with sequence similarity 178 member B. Lineage: Eukaryota; Metazoa; Chordata; Mammalia; Rodentia; Heteromyidae. The transcript is spliced from 16 exons. The record is from RefSeq and is a predicted model, not a curated record. The coding region runs from base 21 to 1910 and encodes 629 amino acids.
GAGCAUCCCAUGGUUUGUAGAUGUCCACACCGCCGAAGACGCCACCACAUCUUCCUCAGAGACAAGACCCGAAGAGCACCUCAUUGGAUCGUCCCCCAGACCAGAGGCUCCUCUGCCCUGCCCAGCACCUCUGUAGUCCCAUCUCCCUUCCAACUCCCAAAUCACCAAAGAAGCCCAAGAUACAGAUGGCUGGGGAAAUAUUCCCUACUGACUGGAGCCCCCCACCUGUAGAGUUCCUAAACCAGAAGGCGCUGCAGACCCAGUGGGUGGGUGCGGCAGGCCCUCAGGGCCGGAAGAGACUGCCCAAGGAGUUGGAGCAGAAGCCCUUGGACUUAGACUCAAAGCAGGGUAUGACCUCACUGGAGGAACUGUUCUGGAACAUGGCAAGCCCAAGCCAGCAGCCUGGGACCCCCAAAAAGGGCAGCCACACCGACACUUCUGGGAGCUCGGAGAACUACGUCAACAGCUUGGAUUACUUACUGCAAGAGAAGAGGGAACAGGCCCUGGACCAGAAGUGGGAGAAGCUGCUGCAGCGGGACCGGCCUGACCCUGAUUCCUCGAAUUCAGAGAACAGUGAAGUGCAUCUCAUGCCUGAGCAGAGAAUACUGGUGGAGAAGUUCUCUGUGUCCCUGAAGGCCAUCCCGCCAGUACAUCCAGGUGAGACUGUGUUCCUGCCCAGGCGUCAUCCCCUGCCCUGCGUCUUGGACUCCUCACACCUGAAGCCGCACAGCCACCUGGAAGAGCUGUUCCUCAGCUCCCCGCCAGACCAGCAGCUCGGCUUCCUGCACAGUGGCCUCCUGAGCAACCUCUACCUGCACGCCUCCGACUGCCCCGUGCCUCUGCUCCAGUGGCUGUUCCAGCUGCUUACGUGGCCUCCAGAAACUUCCUCAAGAGCGUUUGGUCUCCUUUGGGAUCUCAGUGUGGAUGGGCUCUUCUGUCAGUCUGAUGAAGACAUGCGCCUGUGGUGCCCCUCGCUGGAGCAGCUCGCAGAGGCGUUCCACAGCCUGGGAGCCCCCCGCCCCGACCCCUGCGCGCCGGGGCCCUCGCAGCUCAGUGGCAGCAUGGCCGAGAACAAAAUCAGCCUGAGUUGUCGGGAGCAGGAGGACGCCCCACAGGAGGUGGCCCUGGACAUCAGCCUGAGCUACAUUUACAAGUUCCUGAUGCUGUGCGUCCUCAUGCGGCCCGGCAGCUUCUCUGACCAGAGCCUCCUGCAGCUGAUGGAGCUGCUGUGCCGCGCGGGCCUGGACGUGGGGCUGCGGCUGCUGCCCAAGACAGACCUGCAGCAGCUGCUGCUCCUGCUCCUGGAGGGCGUCUGUGACUGGCCGGGGAAGCUCCAGCCCCUGUGCAGCGCCCUCAGCCGGGUGUCCAACCAUCACCACAACCUGCUGGCCCUCGUGCAGUUCUUCCCAAACGUGACCGCCCGCGGCAGGGAGCUUCGGAGCCAGCUCAGCCUCGUCGUCAUCACCCGGAUGCUGGGCCAGCAGGACGCGCUGCCUCUCUGGCGAGAGAAGACCCCGCUGACUCUGCUCGGCCAGCUCCUGAGCCGCAUGAGGCCCUCGUCCCUCCGGCAGCACCUGCACGCCGAGCUCCUGCCGAGCGGCCCGACGCGGCAGCAGCAGCAGGCCGGCGCCGAGCUGGACCACAAGGUCUGCUACCUGUGCCACAGCCUCCUGAUGCUGGCUGGGGUGGUGGUCAGCAGCCGGGACAUCACUCCAGACCAGGGGGGAGAGCUGCAGCUGCUGUGUAUGCAGUUGGACCGCCACAUCAACACCCAUAUCCGGGAGAGCCCACAGGCCAUGCACCGGACCAAGCUCAAGGACCUGGCCACCCAGAUGUACAUCCGCUGGCAGGAGCUGCUGACCCACUGCCAGCCCCAGGCUCAGUAUUUCAGUCCCUGGAAAAGCACGUAAAGAGGCAAGGGUGAGGCAGCCCAGAGCCCUUCAUUCCA